AUGGAGACUUCUGAGGAAGAAAUCUUUGCUGUAGCCAUCUCCUCCCCUUCUGACACAGAGUUCGAUGCAGUUGUUGGCUAUCUGGAGGAUAUUAUAAUGGAUGAUGAUUUCCAGUUGAUACAGAGGACUUUUAUGGAGAAGCACUACCAGGAGUUUGAUGACUCAGAAGAAAACAAGCUCAUCUAUACUUCUAUUUUUAAUGAAUAUAUCUCUUUAGUAGAGAAAUACGUCGAAGAAAAAUUGCUUGAUCGGAUUCCUGGUUUUAAUAUGACUGCUUUCACCAUGUCACUGCAACAGCACAAAGAUGAAAUGGCAGGUGAUAUAUUUGAUAUGCUUCUCACGUUUACUGACUUUCUGGCUUUCAAAGAAAUGUUCUUGGAUUACAGAGCUGUAAGUGUGUCGCGUUGUUUAUUUUCAUUGGCAUAA
Molecule: messenger RNA, 426 nt
Organism: Antrostomus carolinensis (chuck-will's-widow)
Lineage: Eukaryota; Metazoa; Chordata; Aves; Caprimulgiformes; Caprimulgidae
Gene: ARL2BP
Product: ARF like GTPase 2 binding protein
Exons: 5
Coding region: 1-426 (141 amino acids)
Biological process (GO): maintenance of protein location in nucleus; positive regulation of tyrosine phosphorylation of STAT protein
Cellular component (GO): mitochondrial intermembrane space
Source: RefSeq, a predicted model, not a curated record